This is a messenger RNA of Ostertagia ostertagi, 351 nucleotides long. Lineage: Eukaryota; Metazoa; Nematoda; Chromadorea; Rhabditida; Trichostrongylidae. The record is from the annotation of a GenBank genome assembly.
GUGGGCAUCAUUGGUAAUGCGCUAAAUAUUCUGGCCAUCGUGCUGAUAUUUCGCUCACCGUCAUUGCAUACCCCUUUUGGUUUUAUUUGUGCCUCACAUUUGCUUGCUGAUGUGGGCCUACUCGUUGUAUUUUCAUUUUGGGUUGCGCCGGCCGCACUGCUGAACUUUUCUGAGCCGAUCAUUCAGUCCUAUCUGGCUGAGAGAAUAGGCCAACUCUGCACGAUAUUCUGGAGCGCUUGUAUGUAUAGUCAUUUACAAACUGCUCUGAAUCGUCUCAUAGCUAUUAUAUCACCAAUGCUGUACAAGUACGGGUUUCAAAAACAGUUUGCUUCUCUAUUUUGCAAAAAUUGA